This is a messenger RNA of Letharia lupina, 1389 nucleotides long. RefSeq lists its product as uncharacterized. Gene Ontology annotation, molecular function: proline-tRNA ligase activity. The coding region runs from base 1 to 1389 and encodes 462 amino acids. Gene Ontology annotation, cellular component: mitochondrion. Lineage: Eukaryota; Fungi; Ascomycota; Lecanoromycetes; Lecanorales; Parmeliaceae. The record is from RefSeq and is a predicted model, not a curated record. The transcript is spliced from 2 exons. Gene Ontology annotation, biological process: prolyl-tRNA aminoacylation.
AUGCAGAUCACAGCUUUUCAGACUCCAAGACCGGAAUUUCUUAUGAAAGAUCUUUAUACAUUCGAUGCUACUACUGAACAAGCGCUUCAGACAUACCAGACAGUACGGGAAACCUAUAAUGCUUUCUUCAGCGAGUUCAAGAUACCUUUCUUGACGGCCAAAGCCUCUUCUGGCGAGAUUGGAGGCAAUCUCAGCCAUGAGUACCACUUUCUAUCGAAGAAGGGAGACGACAAUCUUGUUUGUUGUAGCUCUUGCGACUACGUCGCUAAUGAAGAAGUUGCGGAAAGCAGGAUCACUCGAGUUCACAGACAUCCCAAAAGCGCGGACGAGGAAGGAUUCACGCCCCAAGGAAUGGAAAGCUCUAGCUGGAAGCAGUGGAACCCCGAAUCUCAGGCAGAUGAUAAGGAGAACCAAUGGCUUGGUAUCAGCCAGGAUCGCAGCACCCUAGUAUACGCGUCCCUACCACAGGAGGUCGAAAUCCGAGCAGUAGCUGGUAAACGGUACCGGAAGGCUGAGAUCAACCCCUACGCAAUGAAAAGGGUAUUCCCGGAGCUCGAUCUAGGCGUCGAAGACCCGUUGGCAGUUUUCAACGCUGAACGAAUUCUCGGUACCACUAAAGACAAAAACCGAAAAGAAGCUCGCGUCUUACGAGUGGUCGACAUGCGAUAUUAUUUGCAGCAACCUCCCCCGGUUUGCCCCAAUCCACCUCCAACUCUUAUUGAAGGCGUGGAAUUUCUUGUGCAGGACUGGUGUGCUGAAGCAGACAAGGUGGUCGAUCUUGUCAGAAUUGAUACUGGCGACCUCUGCCCAAAUUGUGACGAUGGCAGUCUGAAAGUUGAAAGUGCUGUAGAGCUUGGCCAUACGUUCCACCUCGGUACCCGAUACAGCGCGCCUUUGGAAGCUACGAUCGAUGCAGAUCUUUCACAGAAAGAUCGACAGCGGGAAGUCUCCAAUAUCCCAGGUCAAUCUGUCACAGUACAGAUGGGCUGCCAUGGAAUUGGUGUCUCCCGCUUAAUCGCAGCAGUAGCCGACUCCCUCGCAGAUUCCAAAGGCCUCAAUUGGCCACGAGUCAUGGCACCUUUCGAAACAAUUAUCAUCCCAACCAAAGGCUCGGAGAGCGAAACUGCUAAUGUCUACGAUCUGCUCACUACUAACAAGGGCCAACGUUCCCAGGAACCAAUUGACGCUAUCUUGGAUGAUCGGAAGAGAGACUUUGGCUGGAAGAUCAAGGAUGCGGAUAUGAUCGGCUAUCCUAUAAUCGUCAUUCUAGGCAGAGACUGGAAGAGAGAAGGAAAAUGUGAGGUACAGUGCCGAAGGUUGAAUAUCAAGGUGUUGGUAUCUGCCGACGAUCUAAAGGCUUUUGUUGCGGGGCUGUUGCAGCACCUCUGA